Messenger RNA from Ricinus communis (castor bean), 1719 nucleotides. RefSeq names its product protein EMBRYO DEFECTIVE 1674. The transcript is spliced from 4 exons. The coding region runs from base 358 to 1464 and encodes 368 amino acids. The record is from RefSeq and is a predicted model, not a curated record. Lineage: Eukaryota; Viridiplantae; Streptophyta; Magnoliopsida; Malpighiales; Euphorbiaceae.
CUAAAGAUCUAUUGUCAUUUCACACGAAUAAAUAGAAAAGAAAGAGAAGAGAAUAGAAUAAAUAAACACAAAGUGGGCUGCCCCCAGACAACUAAAGAAAAUUAGGGAAGAAAUAUAAACAUAGUCAGAAAAUUGAAGAGAAUGAAGGGAAAAAGGAAAAAGAAGAUAAGAAAUAAUUAACUUAAUAGCAAAAUUAUGAAAUUUUUGGUAACAUAAUUCAGAAAAAGAAAAAGAAAAAGAAAUAGUCGAAGGUCUCUUAUCCCAAUAAGAAGAAACGAAGCAGCACUUUCUACACAGGAUCUCUCGAACAAAGUUUAUAAAGGAAUGCAAAUGAUUCCCGCCCUAAAAUGAAAAAUAAUGUGGAAAGGCGGGAGCAGCGGCAGAAACCAAACAGACCCAUCUUCACACCAUUCUCAGUCUGAUAGGACACCCAUCACUCCUGCCUCUUCCUUGUCUCUCAAAUCUGUGUUAUUGCACGAUUGGUGGCUACUCAAGGCUGACAGCAGGCGGAUUUCUGUUGCUGGCCUCGCUUCAAGACAAAGAUUAGGAAAUAGAGUCUUUCUCUCUGCACCAAUUUCUAGGAGAAUUGAUGCCACCACUCUUGAGACCAUAGAUGGCAUCACAAUUACAAUCAGUGGAUUCAUAAAUAGGUCUAAAACACAUCAAAAUGGCAUCUCAUUUCUGGUUUGCAAUCAAUUCAAGCUUGGGUUUCCAUACCACUGGGAAGAGUGUGUUGCUCAAUUUUAUGGUGAAGAAUCUGCUAAACAGGAAGCUCCACAUAGAAAUUCUGGUUUUAUUGAGCAUAACAUAUCUUCAGGCACCAACGCAAUGCCGUCUACUUUGGAUGAUCUUCCAGCAACAAGACUACGUGAUCUUGUUAUGCACCUUGCUGAAGAUUCUGAAAAUUGUCUUUGUGAUGUUAUCCUGGGAAAACUCAGGGGCAGUGCUUUCCAACAUACUCCAGUGCCUCCCCAUUUGAACUCUGAGAAGGGUAGCUCAUUUGUGAUUGUAAAUAACGAAACGGGUGAAAAUAUUUGGAACCAUAAGAAGGCUAAGACAAACAAGAUGCACGAAGACAAUAUGGAUGCAAAAGAUACAAAGAAAGAAGAAACCAUCCAAAGUAAAGGUGUUGUCACCAGAAGUAUGUAUAAAUCAAGGAAUCUUAGAAGCAAGCAGGAAGAUAAUCUUCUAUCCAAUUCCUCAAUCGAUGGCCAGAAUUUAGGAAAGAAGCCGGAAAGAAAAUUUUCUUCAAACUAUUCCAUUGAUAGUGAUAUUAGUACUCUGCUUUCAACAUCAGUAACAGAUAAGAACCUUUCUGGAGGUGUUUCAGAUGCUCCAAAAUCAAGUUCCAAAGCAAUAUCAUCUAGACAGGAUAAGGAAGUUGCUGAAACUCCUAAUAGAUCUAUAGUCAGAAGUUCUGGUAGGCUGAAGCUUCGGAAGAACUAUAGCGGUAUGGCUGACUAGUUGAUAUGGGUAAAAGCUGAAAACUAGCUAAGCAACCAUAAUAGAUUUUGUUACAUUUUGCUGAAAUGUUGGUCAAUGUUGGUUACUAGACUUUAGUUAUGCCUGCUAGGCAGUGGAUAAUUGUACAUUGAUUAUGUUGCUUCAGUUCUUAAAGUAAGAUUCCAAUCGGGUCAAACUGCGGUACCUAUAUGUAUAGGUACAAUACAAUCUCAAGCAUCCAUUUUAUUUAAAAUAAUUUCAGUCAUUAAUUUGUUA